UUGGUGUGGAGGCAGAGGCUCAAACGCUACAUCAUUUCACAUUUCUGUUCAUCUAUUGGCCAGGAAGAUUACAUGGGACAGUGCAGCUGGAGAGGUAAGGACCACUGCUGCUCAUCCUGCACGAGGAAAAGUGGUGACACAGGAGAUGUGCACGGGAAAAUGUAGUGAAAUAGUGUGUUGAAGUGGGAGCAACGGAAUGAAAGUAUUUAAGGAGCUUUUUGAUUAAGGACUCUUCAGCAAGUAAGGGGACUGUUGCUUCAAAAGACCGGAAGAAGUGAUAGAUGAAAAUGUUUGACAACAGUAGUUGCAUCAUAUUUCACUUGAAGUUCUGCAAAAGACAAGGAAAAGGUCUUUGGAAGGGGCUUCAGGCUGGCAGGAAACAUUGCAUGAGAGACAGAGACACAGCAUUGGUUGGAUUGGACUUCACACUAAAAUACAACUAACACAGAUUAAAGCAGAUUUCCUGAGAUUAUCAGUCAAACCUAAACAUGUUUCAACCCGUGUCUCAUCCAUAAUGCCAUGAAAUAAUACUUGCUCAAACACUCCAGCAGGAGAGCUCAUAGGAACCAUCAGACUCAUGCUAUGAUAAUAGGAAUGCCAAGAUAUUAGCUGGUUUGAUAAACCCUCCUUUUGUGACCUCAGAUGUUGCCAUGUGGGGCCUCUGUGUGCACCAGUCUUCAGUUAUAUCUCUCUAAAUUUCCAGUUAAUGAACCACACUUAAAUAUGUUAUCAAUCUCCUGUCUAACAAUGCAGCUUUUAUUAUUUUCAAACACCUUUGUUCACGUUGGCUGCUAUUUUGUUAUUGAUUUAAUAUUUCCACACAAAAGGGCCCAAAGUGUUUAGGCCGGGGGAUUUAUGGACAGAUCUGUUCUUGUGAGGAUGAAUAGAUAAUCACGUUCAAGUGUUACAUGCUUCCAGUGAUCUCUCCUGUUGUGCCUACUCCAUCCAUCUAAAUCCCCUGUUGUCCUUUUAUUUCCUCCAUCUGUCCUUUCAGCAUUAGUGCAUCUUGUGCUGCUUCCUCCUCUCAUGUUCUCUUUAUCUUUGUCUCUUCUAGUCUCAUUGAUAUUAUAGUGUGACGUCAGCUUUGCUUUGCCACCAUCUGUCUCUAUUUCUUGUCUUCACAUCCCCUUUAAAGUUGGGAGCUAAUAGUUACUUAAAAGCAAACCAAGGCAUCUGUUUCGACCCUGCCAACUUCAUCUGUGGCUUCACUUACCCACCGUCCUGUUUGCUUUCCCUCUGUCCCCUCCGUACCAUCCUCGCCCCCUACUGUGUCUCUGUCUAGCUGGCUCCCCCCCAGCCUCCCUUGUCCUCCCUGUGGCCAUGCUGGAGGGGAUGUCCCGCCGCUCUCGUUCCUUGCUCUCCCUGACUUUAACCACUUUGGCUCUUGCCCUCUCCAUCCUUGCUCUGUGCACCUCCUACUGGUGUGAGGGCACACACAAGGUGGUCAAGCCUCUGUGCCUGUCGCCCGUCAAAAUGAAGAACUGUGGUGAGAACAACAGUGAGCCUUACACCACAGAGAGUCCCACUCAGAACCCGUUCAACCACACCCUGUCUCCAGCCAGGAAAGACGAGCUGGCCAAAAUCAGACAAAGGCAACUAGCCAAUGCGGUUCAGUAUAUCUGGGAGACGGGGGAGGACAAGUUUGCCUUUAGAUACUUCCACACUGGCUUCUGGGAAAGCUGUGAGAAGCAGAAUGAUGCAGGGGAAGUAUGUCGCAGCUUCAUUGAUUUAACUCCGGGGGAAACACAAGGUAAGCUGUGUAUUAAUUUACAGUCUUUGCCUGUUGUCGCCACACAUUGUAAUUACAUAAAGGUUUGCUCACAUUUGUCCACACAUGCUGCAGGUGUGCUCUGGCUGUCUGUUAUUUCCGAGUUUACAUAUAUUGGCUUGCUCGGGAUGGGAUUCUUACUGAUGUGGCUGGAAGUGCUGUGUUCCCAUAAAGAGAUGCAUGCACUCAAAAUCAAUGCCUACGCAGCUAUGUGUACUGUGCUGUCAGGUCUUCUUGGGAUGGUAGCACAUAUGAUGUUCACUACAGUAUUUCAGAUGACAGUCAUUGUUGGCCCCAAAGACUGGAGGCCCCAGUCCUGGGAUUACGGAUGGUCAUUUGCUCUUGCCUGGGUGUCCUUCAGUUGCUGCAUGGGAGCAGCUGUGGUCACGCUCAACUCCUACACAAAGACCAUCAUCGAGCUUCGUCGCAGGCAGAGACUCCGCUUGGAGGAAGCGAGAGCUGUCACCCGCGCCCCGUCCUAUGAGGAGGUAGUUCCGGGGGGUGGACUCUACUCCGUCAGCGGCCUGCUGCAUUGUCCUGACGGCAUGAUUGACGUUGCAUGGGCCCCGAACGGCGGCGUGGUUGGCGUGGGAAAUGGGGACGUACCGACCCUGGUUUUAGUGGGGGGCUGCGGACCAGAGGGGUGUGAGGACUGUGAGAGAGAGAGGGAUGAGAUGGAGGAGGCCAUGGAGCGAGUUGAUUCCCCUUGUUAGUGGAUCGGUUACAAGUUUCAAUUAAAAGGCCUGAAAAACUGAACAAGAAAGACAAGAUUUGUGAGCUGAAAACAGACCCCGGUUUGUUUUUGUCCUCCACUUUGACUUCCGGUGAACCUGGGAUGUGCUCGCAGUGGCUAAAAGCUAAUCAAAUCAACACAUAUCAAACUGUCUUUCACUGACGAUGGAGUGUUCAUAAGUUGCAAAUCACAUGCAAAUCUGCAUGUUUUCUGGGUAUUUCUAUGUGCCUCAUUGUAGGUAAGUAAAUAUAACUCUGUAUGUAAACGCAUUUAUGUUUCUUUCAUUUUCUUGCUUUAAUCUGCAAUUCAACGGAUAUCUCCGUGGUCAAUUCAUGUCACAGUUUUUUCAAUUCAAUACAACACGUGCUCUAUUUUAAAUUAGUUUUACAUCCAACAUGCUUCCUUUUUCGAGUUCUCCCUAUUCUGGUAACACUCUAGUGAUGAAUGCAUAAUUCUGAUGCAGUGCAUACAUACCAGAAGCUCUAACAAACACAGUGUUUCUGUGGAGAAGCUCAGACAAACCCAUAGAGAUAAAAAGAUUACAGAGAUUUUGAAAAGUCUGCUCUCAUGUUGAACAGAAGAUUAUGUGUAAACCAGUAAUCCCGAGUUGGAUGGAAAGAAGGCAGAACGGAGAGCAGAGAUGUGAAGGGACAGAGAGGGGUGGGUUGUGGGAGGUCAGAAUGAAAGUUGGAAAGAAAUACUGGCAAGCACACCCACAGACACACAAUAACACACACUUAUCAUCUGCACCAUGAAAGCACCCCACUAUCAGGUAACAAAGCUUUAUGAAUGUGCUGUAAACAUUUACGCUGUUUAACAUUAUCACUAUAGAGCACAUCAUUUUAAAGACUUUAAAGUCCAACAUUUACCUUUUGCAUCUGUAGGUUACACUUGUGAGAUAAUCCUGGAUUUACUCUCGGGGAUUAAUACAAUUGAAAACUUAAAGCUUAAAGCACCAUUUUUGUCAGCCUGAAGCAUUACUAUAGUAUAAAGUAUAUUUCUGGGUCAGAGAGGAAUUUUUUGGGGAGAAGACAAAUGAAUUGAGCUGUAUGAGAAAAACCUUUAAUUUAUUGUGCAAUAAAUAGGUACAACACCUGAGAGCUACAACCUCACUCAAGCAAUGUAAAAGUCUGUAAAAAAAAAAAAAAAGCUAUAACAAGCUAACAAGCAAGUCUUGUACUUUCACAAUUGUCUUUCGCGGUUAAUUUCUGAAAUAUUUAUAAGUUAACAACAAAACAAUAUUUCUGACAAUAUGUUGAUGUUAUAUUCAUAUGAACAUACGUACUCACUAUAGAGCUUGUUCUUGGCCGUACAUGUCUUAAGCAACUGUGCCUUAAUUUGACUUUCUUAAUUUCUAUUUGGUAUGAAGUCACAAAAUUGAAAACUUACUAAAAUGUUAGUUGCAACAAAGACACUCCAAGAAUGAAUAUUUACACAAAGAGGUGAGUGGCUAAAAUUGAAGAUUUGCGCGGACAUCUG
Cololabis saira (Pacific saury) is the source of this 3980-nucleotide messenger RNA. Its product is annotated as germ cell-specific gene 1-like protein. NCBI's taxonomy places the organism in Eukaryota, Metazoa, Chordata, Actinopteri, Beloniformes, Belonidae. Bases 1321 to 2481 code for a protein of 386 amino acids. The record is from RefSeq and is a predicted model, not a curated record. The transcript is spliced from 6 exons. Gene Ontology annotation, cellular component: plasma membrane.